AUGCCCGAAAUCAUCGACGACAAAUCCAAACACUGUAUUCCUUUCCUUCUCGACCGAUUGAAAGCCCAUCAGGUCCGACAUGGGAGUGACCCCGCCAAUGCCCCUCCCUUCUUCCUGGGCUUAAACGGAGUCCAAGGAGCAGGAAAGACCGUCCUAGUUUCCACACUGCAAUCUACCCUCCGCUCCCCUCCAUACUCUCUCCCUGUCGUGACGCUCUCCCUCGAUGAUCUGUAUCUCACGCAUGACCAGCAGCGCAGUCUCGCCCAAUCUUUCCCUUCUAAUCCUCUUUUACAGCAUCGUGGCCAACCAGCUACCCAUGACCUCUCCCUAGGACAGGAGGUAUUCGAAUCUCUCCGCGCCGGUCGUCCCACCGCAAUACCUCGGUACGAUAAAUCCGCUUUCGCAGGCCAAGGCGAUCGGGUUAGACAGUCACAGUGGGAGGUAGUAAAUUCCCCAGGCCAGAAUAAAGUCAAAGUGGUGAUCUUCGAAGGCUGGUGUGUUGGGUUCCGCGCAUGGGACGAUGUGACCCUCCAGGAAAAGUGGAAGGAGGCUGUCCGUCAAAAAGAGCGGGGGAGUUACGAUGGAAGACUGGGCCAUGUGGCAUUCGAGGACGCUAAAGUCGUCAAUGAUGCGUUACGCGCAUAUGAUCUACUCACCAAUCAGCUGGACGCUUUAAUACACAUUGAUGCCCAAGAUCUUCAUUUCGUAUACGACUGGAGGCAAGAACAAGAACGGACCCUCCUCUCUGCUAAGGGUACCGGGAUGACGCCGGAACAAGUCACCCAUUUCGUUGAUGGCUAUUACCCCUCUUACGAACUCUACACUGAAACCCUCCGUGAAGGCGUCUUUAAACCGACUCCUCACACAGCCACCGCAACCGCCUCAUCUUCUAGCUGGCAGGGAAGACAACUUCGCUUGAUUGUCGAUAGAAAUAGGCGAGUUCAGAAAGUUUUGGAAAUCUAA
Molecule: messenger RNA, 963 nt
Organism: Aspergillus tanneri
Lineage: Eukaryota; Fungi; Ascomycota; Eurotiomycetes; Eurotiales; Aspergillaceae
Product: TDA10 family protein
Exons: 5
Coding region: 1-963 (320 amino acids)
Cellular component (GO): cytoplasm
Source: RefSeq, a predicted model, not a curated record